GGAAUAGCUUGAGCUUGAAUUAAUGUUAGAACAACCGAUAGAUAAUGGAGGAAUCACAACAACUAGUUGAAGAAGAGGACGAUCAUCUGGAGAAAGGGUUGUUAUUAUCAUCCCACCAACAACAGCAAGACAUAGAAGAAGAGGAGGUGAUAGUGUAUUCUGCCUGCCUCCAAGGACAAGAAACUGAAGAAGCUUUUAUAAAGCUCAAGACAGCAGAAUGGAUACUCUACUCGUUACUCAUGAUAUUGGCUUGGGGUUUUGGUUUGCUGAUGCUCCUGUACACCCCCCUCCGCCGUUACAUCCUCCGCCGUACCUUCCGUUCCCGGAAGCUCUAUCUCACCCCCGAUUCCAUCGUCUACAAAAUUACUAAGCCACUCCCCUUCCCUUGUUUUGGUGUUCUCAACACAGAGAAACAUGUCUUGCUGGCUUCUGUUUCUGAUGUUGUCAUUCACCAAGGGUAUCUGCAGUCUCGUUACGGUGUCUAUUCUAUCAGAAUCGAGAAUAUUGGUGUCACAAGACCACCAAGUGACCAUGUUCAAAUCCAAGGUAUUGCUCAUCCUCAAGCAUUCAGAAAGGCCGUUUUGAUGCGCCUUUUAGCUUUGCGAAAUGAAGACUUUUCUAGGCAAACCCAAGACAGUGUUGCUGCUUCUACAAAUGUCCACUCAUAUCCUGCACCGGGGAUGUCUCCCUUAAGACCGCCUAUGCAUGACACUCUGUCUCAUGUUGGUGAGUUUGCAGUACUACAAAAGCUAGAUGAAGUUGCCACUUCUCUUAAGAGAGUCCAAUCACUGUUUGAGGAGCAUCAACCAAAAUCGUCUGUUUGUAUAGACUGAGAUUAACAAUGUUGUGAUUUCAUCCCGUAAAGGGGCCUAAUUUAUAUAUGAUGUUCUUGGAUUUCAUCUGGAAGUUUAGGGGUACACAUGGUUCUUCAAGUGACGCCAACCAGAUUGGUGAUAUGAAUAGAGAUGAUGGUGCCACCACUAAACCAACAAGUUUGGCUUGCCUUAUUGUCAUCAUAGUAUACAUUUGCCAACAGUCCCACACAUUCACUGUGAAUUGCUUAUUUUGCUGAUUUUGAAGUUAGGUUGUAGCACUAGCACCAUGACUUGUGCCAUUUAUAAAAUGUUUAUUGUACUGCAUAAACUUAUGUGAUGCGGGUUUGUUAAAACUUGCCAGUUUUAGUCACAUUUAAGUAA
This is a messenger RNA of Erigeron canadensis, 1196 nucleotides long. RefSeq lists its product as uncharacterized. The coding region runs from base 45 to 833 and encodes 262 amino acids. The record is from RefSeq and is a predicted model, not a curated record. The transcript has 8 exons. Lineage: Eukaryota; Viridiplantae; Streptophyta; Magnoliopsida; Asterales; Asteraceae.